AUGAAUAAGUGGUUAUUGGCAUUAGUUGCUUCUGCAGCUCCAGUCCUUGCAUUGGAAACCAUCAGAUCUACAGUUGUGUCCAGUGUCUGCCUUUCUUCCGCAUAUUAUUCUAACUCCACUGUGCCUUCGACCUCAUCAUUGGAACAAGAUAUUACUUCCACUUUAACAAGCCAAGUCACAACCACCCAAGUUCUAACUACUACUGUUGGUGGUACCGAGAUCGUGGAAACCGUUGUCGGUGUCGUAGAAACCUCCACAGCUACUGUCGAUGGUGUUUUGACCGUCCUCACUACUGUCGUUCCCCAAAGUACUAUCACACAAACAGAUCUUCAAACUACAGUUAUCACUAUCACUUCAUGCUCAGACAACAAAUGUACCAAGGUUCCUGUCACCACCGGUGUCACUACUGUCACCGAAGACUACACUACCUACACUACUUACUGUCCUCUUUCCAGCACUGAGGCUGCUGUUCCAACUACUGAGACUGCUCUUCUGACUACCGUCGUUACUGUUACACAUUGUUCCGACAAUAAAUGUACCAAGGUUCCAGUAACCACCGGUGUCACCACUGUUACUGAGGACUACACUACCUACACUACUUACUGUCCUCUUUCCAGCACUGAGGCUGCUGUUCCAACUACUGAGACUGUGGCUCCAACUACUGAAACUGUGGCUCUGACCACUGUCAUUACCGUUACUCAUUGUUCCGAUAACGAAUGCACCAAGGUUCCACUUACCACUGGUCUUACCACUAUCACCGAAGACUACACAACUUACACUACUUAUUGUCCUCUUUCAACCUCGACUGAAGUUGUUUCUACUAGUGAGGCUGCUGUUUCUACUGAAACAACCAAGGUUCCAGUUACUACUGAAACAACCAAGGCUCCAGUUACUACCGAAACCACACAAGAAGCUGUCACCACUCACAUUGUCGUUGACUCUACCAUGCACACUGUUGUCUUAUCUCUGGCUUCUGCUAUUACCCCUAACACUGCUAGCACCGAACAAAUCGUCGAUGUUCCUUCUGCCACCACUGUUAACGUCAUUCCAUCUCAAAUCGUUACUCAAACUCCAGCCACAUCCAAGCCUACUGCAUUCUCCAUUGCCAUUGUUUCUAGUUACGAAGGUUCUGCAAACUCCGUCAAAGCUACUGGAGCUUUUGCUGUUGCUAUUGCCUUGGUGCUUUUCCAAUUGCAAUAA
Messenger RNA from Lizanozyma spartinae, 1200 nucleotides. RefSeq lists its product as uncharacterized. The record is from RefSeq and is a predicted model, not a curated record. NCBI's taxonomy places the organism in Eukaryota, Fungi, Ascomycota, Pichiomycetes, Serinales, Debaryomycetaceae. The transcript has a single exon. Bases 1 to 1200 code for a protein of 399 amino acids.